UUACCCACCGUGGCUCUAGAGUUUAAAAAACAUUUCUUUACCAUCCAUCAUUUUUCCCUUUUUAUAUUUAUUGUUUUGUAUGCUUUCAUCUCCUAUCCUUGUCCUUGCACAACGCUCGAUAACGUUACAAGCAGAGUCAAACCGAACAAAUAAACACACCAUUGCAAAAUUGCCUAAAUCAUAGAAGUCAAUUUAACGAAGAGAUCUAAUUAAAUGACCACUGAUUAGAUUUAUCGGACAAGCAAAGAUAGAUAAAUAUGUACAUUGAAAUAACGAGGUUGUUUUCUAAGAUAAUGAAGAAAUUAAUAUAUUUGUUAAAUUUUGCAUUCACAAUACUCUACUGAAAAAUAUACUUCAUGAAAAAUGCUUAAAAAAUCCAUCAGUCCCAGGUACUCUCAUCUGAGAGUACUCGGGGCUAGUGGAUUUUUUUAAAGCAAUAGUUAAAGAUUUUCUAUCCUGUGCUUUUUGCAACGAUCGUGAAAACAAUUUGACAAUAACAUCGAUUCAAAAUCUUUUAAUCGAGUUCAUUAUUACAAUAUUUCGAUAAAUUGGAUCGCAAUCGCUUAUUUCGGAAUCCCUAAAAAAAUAUGUCAAAUUGUUGUCAAAUUAUAUUGUAAACAUAUAUUUAAUUUUAAUUUAAAUAAAAUGACUAGCCGUAAUCCUAAUACCCUGAUGAGUGUCUCAGAUGAGCAAUUUGAUUAUUUAUUCAAAAUAGUUUUAAUUGGCGACUGUGGGACUGGUAAAACUUGUAUUGUGCAACGCUUGAAAUCAGGAAACUUCAUAGAAAGGCACGGGAAUACGAUAGGCGUAGAUUUUUCAAUGAAAACACUCAUAGUAGACGGUAAAAAAGUCAAGCUCCAGAUAUGGGAUACUGCUGGCCAAGAAAGAUUUAGGACUAUCACACAAAGUUACUAUCGUUCAGCUAAUGGUGUAAUAAUAGUUUAUGAUAUCACAAAAAGAUCAACAUUCUUAUCCCUUCAAAAGUGGAUUGAAGAAGUCAGAAAAUAUACAUCAUCAAAUGUUAUUGUUGCCUUAAUUGGUAACAAGUGUGACCUUGUAGAGCAACGCGAAGUGGAGCCAGACGAACCGAAGUCGUUCUGCCGAUAUGUUCCUGAAAUUAUGUUUGUUAUGGAGACAUCUGCAAAAGAUAACACUAAUGUUGAAGACACAUUCCGCAGUCUUGCUACUGAAUUAAAGAGGCAACAUGAUAAUAGCGAAGGACCUCCAGCGGAGUCUGAUUCUGUUGUGCUUGGAGAAAGUCACUCAGUGAGUAGAUGCCAGCCAUGUCGUUCAUCUUAGGUAAUUUUCUAUAAUCCUAGUAUACUUGGACAAAAGUAGAAAUUAGAAAUCACAAUAAAAUGUAAACAACUGAUUUGCUGCUUCUCAACUAGUUCAUUCAUUUUUUUAUUAAUGAAAUAUGUUUGGUAUAUGCAAAAUGUAUGU
Molecule: messenger RNA, 1443 nt
Organism: Diatraea saccharalis (sugarcane borer)
Lineage: Eukaryota; Metazoa; Arthropoda; Insecta; Lepidoptera; Crambidae
Source: the annotation of a GenBank genome assembly